Molecule: messenger RNA, 2875 nt
Organism: Polyodon spathula (Mississippi paddlefish)
Lineage: Eukaryota; Metazoa; Chordata; Actinopteri; Acipenseriformes; Polyodontidae
Product: galactosylgalactosylxylosylprotein 3-beta-glucuronosyltransferase 2-like
Exons: 4
Biological process (GO): carbohydrate metabolic process; chondroitin sulfate proteoglycan biosynthetic process
Cellular component (GO): Golgi membrane
Molecular function (GO): galactosylgalactosylxylosylprotein 3-beta-glucuronosyltransferase activity
Source: RefSeq, a predicted model, not a curated record
AUCUUUGUAGACACUGACGUUUUUUUUCAGGGCACAGCAAAACAAAUCUUCAACACCGUUAUUCCUCCUCUCUCUCUCUCAGUCUCCAGUCAGUUCUAUUGAUGCUCGCCUCGUUCGGGGGUUGAGAGCAAGCUGCUUAGAGAUUUGCAGGAAACUAUAUUGCAACAUCAUUUUGAGGACAACGCUUCACCAAAUAACAAGGAGCAACUAACGUAAAGGAUAUAUAUUCUGAAGAAAAAAAAAAAAAAAAACAAAAAACUAUAUAUUUCUCACAAGCUAAACAUAUUCUAUUAUACUUUUAAAGUCUGCCCAUGUCUCUUGGCGUAUUAUAUUGUGAAUAAUGAAGACCCGUGAUUACACUUUGUACCGUGCUAUGCUGCCUACAGUGUUGAACUCACCUGUUAGUGUCACUUUGUUUUGGCUUUGACACAUCAUUGUCUUUCUUGAUUGAAAAACAAACAAACAAGCAAAAAACUACAUUUCGGAGCAGUUCCACAGAUAGAGGACAAUUGUGUGAAGAUAUGGAAAACAUACGAGGUAUGUUUUACUGAAGCGAGCGUGUUUGAAAACUUUGCAAAGGAUGGGCACGAAAACGUGAAUGGGGCGACCACCACGUUAACCACAGCCGAAUAUGUGCAUUCACAUUCGGAGGGGGAUCUACUGUUGAGCUAAAUACUGUAGAGUUGGCUACACAAAGACAUGCUCGCUUAAAUAAUUUAUGGUGCACGGAUUUCUCCCUUUUCGUUUAGAAUACUGUAAUAACUAAACUGUUUUUUUUGUCAAGGGUGUUAAUUAAUGGACAUGUUUGUCCGAAUAUUAAGCAGUGUGAGGUGCAAUAAUAAUAAUAAUAAUAAUAAUAAUAAUAAUAAUAAUAAUAAUAAUAAUAAUAAUAAUGAUAAUGCACUGUACAGCAAUAAUUAGCAAAACAGCGCUGGUGUAGUGGAUUUCUUUUUUAAUAUUUGAGAAUUUAUAAACCCAAGUCGAAUUUUUUGUUGAUCAGAUGCACCAUGAAAUCUCUGUUUUACAGUCGGUUCUUCAUUCUUCUGCCUUGGGUUCUGAUAGUAAUUAUAAUGAUAGACAUUGACACCAAGAGAUCCUCAUCCAGGAGUCCAGCGCAUCCCUAUUUCUCAAGACUGGGGAAUUCCCAGCGACUGGGUAGAGCACCCCACAAUGGCAAUAAUAAUCACUCGUCUUUGCCAACUAUCUAUGCCAUAACCCCUACAUACAGUCGGGCGGUACAGAAAGCGGAGCUCACCCGCUUGGCUAACACUUUCCGCCAGGUACCCCGUUUCCAUUGGAUUGUGGUGGAGGAUUCUAACAUGCGAACGGAGCUCGUGUCGCGCUUCUUAGAGCGCUCGGGGGUCCCUUACACACACCUGCAUGUGCUGACCCCCAGGAGGUAUAAGCGAGCUGGGUUACCGAGGGCCACCGAACAAAGGAACGCGGGGCUCGGCUGGCUCCGCCAGCACCGUUCCCCUCGGGACUUCGGGGUCGUCUUCUUUGCAGAUGAUGACAACACUUACAGCCUGGAGCUCUUCUUUUGAAGACUUAAUGAAAUGCGCUCAACACGGAAGGUGUCAGUGUGGCCAGUGGGUCUGGUGGGGGGACGUUGGUAUGAGCGCCCCCUUGUGGAAAAAGGCAGAGUGGUGGGCUGGUACACAGGCUGGAGAGCAGAUAGGCCCUUUGCCAUUGACAUGGCAGGGUUUUCAGUGAAUAUUCAAGUUAUUCUGGCAAAUCCCAAAGCUGUGUUCAAACGCCGGGGAUCCCAACCAGGAAUGCAGGAAUCUGAUUUCCUAAAGCAGAUAACAAAAGUGGAGGAACUUGAACCCAAAGCACAGAAUUGUACCAAGGUCCUCGUUUGGCACACUCGAACUGAAAAAGUGAACCUAGGGAAUGAGCCGAAACAUCACCAGGACACCAUUCAGAUUGAGGUUUAAUAAAAGGUAGUAUUACAAAAGGCACACAGGGAGGGCUGGAACACAAAAUGCUUAUCACAGCUGAUCUUCCAGGCUUUCUUCAGUCUGUCUCCAUGAAACAGGACCAGGUACUCAUGUGAUGGACCUUUAUCCGAUCUCGAUGGAAUAUCAGAUGACUUGGGAACCAAAUACAAUGUGUUUUUGUCUCCACCUGCAUGCUUUUGUAUUCUUCUUCUAAGCUCUAUUUAACACUGUCUUCUGAUAUGGAUCAGUUCAGUCCUGUGAAUGAAGUCUGACAUUUAUACAUUUUCAGAAGCCAUUUAAAAUGGGUAUGGGAUAGGCCUUUUUGGGGGAUUUCCUGUCACCUUCUGUAGCUUGUCCACUAGAAAAUGAAAUGUCAGAUGCCUUACAGAAAAGUGGUUUGACACCAGAAGGUCAACAAUUCAGAGAACCUGGAUUAUUCUAGAAAGCUGGCAAUGUUUGGCAGUAUUUUCUGUAUUCAAAACAAUAAAUCAGUCAUUAGACAAAAGGAUCACACAAUAGUUCAUGGCUAUUAUCUGUUUAAUGCACAGGAAAAAAAAAAAAAAAAAAAAAACACAUACACACAUAUUACCAUCUGUACUAGGCACCAUUAUAAUGUAAACACAUAUAGUAAUAAACCUGGAGGAAACUGCAAUACAAUUACUGACCCUAACUACAUUUGUAGGAACUCUGCAUUCUAUACAAUUACAUAUUUUUUGCACCAAAUUUAGUAUUUUACUAACCCUAUGGAGGUCUGAAAAUCACAGCCUUUAUAAGUUUUAUUUUAAAUGAGUUACAAUGUUGUAUCAUCCAGGUUUAUUUUCUGCUUACUAACUGCGCUUUUCUGUAACACGCACAAUAAACAUCACAGCGAAAUGGAUGACUUUUCAACUGAAGAGAUAGUAUGUGUAACAAAACAAUCUUUACUGAUUCAUUUA